AUGCCGACUCGCUUCGAAGCACGCAAGCAAAAGAUCCUGGAACAACUCGAUGCUCCAGAUGGCGAGUACCACGAUCUAUCGCCAAAAGGCUCCGUUGAUGCGCCUAUUCGAGACCUAAUCGGCGAGAUUAACAAGCUCCAAGGUCUAGUCACAACAAGCAGCUGCUCGGGACGCAUUAGUGUGUUUUUAGAAGGGCGUAAAGCAGACACCGAAGCAUCAGAUUCCGCGCUUGAAGGAGAAGAGUCACGUGCUGGUCCGGGAGGCAAAGGUGGUGGGGGUGCAUGGCUGUUCAUUUCACAUACGCCAGUUGAGCGUGUAGAAGGGAAUCAUGAUCUCAUGUCAGAAUUUGGCUUGCAGAAGAUUGAGACUGGGGAGGAAACACCUAGUGUUUCCUGCCGAUACAUUCAUCUCAAGUUUGAACCCAUGAUACUCCACGUCCUGAGUGCAUCAAUGGACCAUGCCCAAAUGGUUCUCACUGCUGCCUUGACUGCCGGAUUCCGCGAGAGCGGCGCUGUGAGCCUAGGAUCGGCGAACACGGGAGAGUCGAAUCCUAUGGUGGCAGUCCGGUCAGCUGGGUAUUCAUUCGAUUCUAUUAUCGGCUAUCGAGAAGGCGGUGGGAGUAACAUUGCUCUGGUAGACCAACGGUAUCUGCGAACAUUGGUCAACAUUGCCAACGAGCGCUUCAAAAUCAAUCUCGAUCGCAUAAGCCGGUUUCGCCAGGCCCUCUUGGAAACUUACAAACCGAAGCUUUCGAACGGAUCCAAGCCAGGUUGGGAAGAUGCAGACGCCAGGAAGCGGCGAAAGAGAGAAGAAGGGCUUGCGCGACAACAAGCUUUGCAGAGUCAGAACUCUGGAGGCAACAUCAAUCCGUUGACAGAAGCAGAUGUAGGCAGCAUGGAAGGGAUACUCUCUUGA
This is a messenger RNA of Alternaria atra, 915 nucleotides long. RefSeq lists its product as uncharacterized. NCBI's taxonomy places the organism in Eukaryota, Fungi, Ascomycota, Dothideomycetes, Pleosporales, Pleosporaceae. The transcript is spliced from 2 exons. Bases 1 to 915 code for a protein of 304 amino acids. Gene Ontology annotation, molecular function: tRNA methyltransferase activity. The record is from RefSeq and is a predicted model, not a curated record. Gene Ontology annotation, biological process: tRNA methylation. Gene Ontology annotation, cellular component: cytoplasm.